Aspergillus ibericus CBS 121593 is the source of this 1848-nucleotide messenger RNA. Its product is annotated as pseudouridine synthase PUS2. The transcript is spliced from 4 exons. Gene Ontology annotation, molecular function: RNA binding; pseudouridine synthase activity. Gene Ontology annotation, biological process: mRNA pseudouridine synthesis; tRNA pseudouridine synthesis. The record is from RefSeq and is a predicted model, not a curated record. The coding region runs from base 1 to 1848 and encodes 615 amino acids. Gene Ontology annotation, cellular component: nucleus. Lineage: Eukaryota; Fungi; Ascomycota; Eurotiomycetes; Eurotiales; Aspergillaceae.
AUGUCCGCCCACAUCUUCUUGCGACGCCCUCUCCCCCCCCACUUGUCUCGUCACAUUGCGCGCUUUCCUCCGCGUGCCUCUCAAGUCCGGUUCUUUGGUCCCGACUACUUGCGCUCGAUCAGGGCCCGUCGCAUACCAUGGGAAAUCACGAGGGAAGAUCUCCGCAAGCCGGAGGCGGAGCUGAUUCAGCUCGUAAGAAGCGGAAUCUGGGAAGAUCCGAAUGGAGCAAGUCGGCAAAUGGUAGAUAAGAGAGCCCGCCAUGAUGCUCAGCAGGAAACGAAACGUCGGAAGAUUGAGAGCGGAGAGGAGGUCAAGGCUCCUGUCUACGCUACUGAGUUCUCCAAGGAAGAUAUCGAGAAUGAGCAGCGCCGCCCGAAAAAGAAGGUCGCCGUGCUGCUGGGAUACUCGGGAACGGGUUACAAGGGCAUGCAAUUGAGUGACACAGAAAAGACCAUCGAAGGAGAACUCUUCGCAGCCUUCGUGGCGGCCGGCGCAAUCUCCAAGGCUAACGCAACCGAUCCGAAGAAGUCGUCGCUGGUGCGGUGCGCGCGUACCGAUAAGGGUGUCCAUGCCGCCGGAAACAUUGUCUCUCUCAAGCUGAUUGUCGAGGACGAUGAUAUCAUUCAGAAGAUCAACGAGAAGCUCAGCCCGCAGAUUCGCGUCUGGGAUAUCCUCGUGACGAACAAGUCGUUCAGCAGCUACCAAUUGUGCGACUCGCGCAUCUACGAAUACCUCAUCCCGACUUACUGCUUCCUGCCGCCCCAUCCCAGCACCUACCUGGGCAAGAAACUCGUCGAGUAUGCCGAGAAGGAAGGUGACCUGGAGGCUCACAAGGCGCGACAGGCGGAAGUGGCUGGAUACUGGGAGGAGAUCGAUGACAAGUAUAUUUGUCCGAUCCUCGAGGAGACGCCCGAGGACAUUCGCAAGCUCAUCGAGAAGGUCCUGCACCUGAACGAUGAGGACCAAUCCGCGCAGGAUGAGCUCUUCGAGAAGCAAGGACAGCCCACCGAAGAGGGAACCCCGGCCACCGAACAGCCAGCCUCGGAAGAGAAGCCUACUGCCGAAGCCGACGAGGCCGAAGAAGCCCGCCGACGCCAAAUCUUCCAGACCGUCAAGGCCGUCAAGGCGGCGUAUCUCAAGGCCAAGAAGGCCUACCGCAUCCCGCCCGCCCGUCUGGCUCGCGUCCAGGAAACCCUCGACAAGUAUGUCGGCACGAAUAACUUCUUCAACUACACGAUCCAGAAGGUGCACGCCGAUCCGUCCUCGAAACGUCACAUCAAGUCCUUCAACGCCGCCCCCGAACCCAUCCUCAUUAACGGCACCGAAUGGCUCAGCCUCAAAGUCCACGGCCAAAGCUUCAUGAUGCACCAGAUCCGCAAGAUGGUCGCCAUGGCCGCCAUGGUCGUGCGCUGCGGCUGCGAUCCCCAGCGUAUUGUCGAAACCUACGGCGCCAACAAGAUCGCCAUCCCCAAGGCCCCGGGUCUCGGUCUGCUUCUCGAACGGCCCGUCUUCAACUCGUACAACCGCAAGACCCUGGAAACCGGCAAAGAGCCCAUCGACUUCGACAAGCACGCCGAUACGAUUAACGAAUUCAAGCAGCGUGAGAUCUACGAUCGUAUUUUCCGCGAGGAAGAGGAAUCUAACGCCUUCUCUGCCUUCUUCGGCCAUCUCGAUCACUACUCCCAGGAGGAGUUCCUCUACAUCACGUCAGGCGGCAUCCCCGCCGCCAAACUACUCCCUACGACCGGUCCAGAGGGGAAGAAGUCCCAGCGCGAGGCACUGGCAGAAGUCGAGGGCGGAUCCGAUGACGAGGGUGCUGCCCCGAACGGCGGAGAAGAAGGAGGUUAG